Ictalurus furcatus (blue catfish) is the source of this 2708-nucleotide messenger RNA. Its product is annotated as receptor-type tyrosine-protein phosphatase eta-like. NCBI's taxonomy places the organism in Eukaryota, Metazoa, Chordata, Actinopteri, Siluriformes, Ictaluridae. The coding region runs from base 1 to 2691 and encodes 896 amino acids. Gene Ontology annotation, molecular function: protein binding. The transcript is spliced from 12 exons. The record is from RefSeq and is a predicted model, not a curated record.
AUGACUGUUGACCCAAAUGCUGUCACCAGUCUCACUGUCUCUAACAAAAAUACAUCAUCUGUGUCUCUAACCUGGAAUGAGCCACCUGGGAACAGGUCCUACUUUACAGUAAAUUGGACUGAUGGCAGUGUGAAUAACAGCAGUAACACUUCAAACACGUCUUACACUGUCACUGGUCUGACUGCUGGAGUGAACUACACAUUCACUGUUACUGCAGUUGCUGCAGAUGGACAAACUGCAGGAGCACCAAAUCAAACCUCAGCAUUCACAACACCAGAUGUUGUCUCCAGUCUCACUGUCUCUAACAAAACUACAUCAUCUGUGUCCCUAACUUGGAAUGAGCCACCUGGGAACAGGUUCUACUUUACAGUAAAUUGGACUGGUGGCAGUGUGAAUAUCAGCAGUAACACUUCAAACACGUCUUACACUGUCACUGAUCUGACUGCUGGAGUGAAGUACACAUUCACUGUUACUGCAGUUGCUGCAGAUGGAACUACAGGAACACCAACUCAAACCUCAGCAUUCACAAAGCCAAAUGCUGUCACCAAUCUCACUGUCUCUAACAAAACUACAUCAUCUGUGUCUCUAACCUGCAAUGAGCCACCUGGGAACAGGUCCUACUUUACAGUAAAUUGGACUGAUGGCAGUGUGAAUAACAGCAGUAACACUUCAAACACGUCUUACACUGUCACUGGUCUGACUGCUGGAGUGAAGUACACAUUCACUGUUACUGCAGUUGCUGCAGAUGGACAAACUGCAGGAGCACCAAAUCAAACCUCAGCAUUCACAAAGUCAAAUGCUGUCACCAAUCUCACUGUCUCUAUCAAAACCACAUCAUCUGUGUCUCUAACCUGGAAUGAGCCACCUGGGAACAGGUCCUACUUUACAGUAAAUUGGACUGAUGGCAGUGUGAAUAACAGCAGUAACACUUCAAACACGUCUUACACUAUCACUGGUCUGACUGCUGGAGUGAACUACACAUUCACUGUUACUGCAGUUGCUGCAGAUUCACAAACUGCAGGAGCACCAAAUCAAAUCUCAGCAUUCACAAAGCCAAAUGCUGUCACCAGUCUCACUGUCUCUAACAAAACCACAUCAUCUGUGUCUCUAACCUGGAAUGGGCCACUUGGGAACAGGUCCUACUUUACAGUAAAUUGGACUGGUGGCAGUGUGAAUAUUAGCAGUAACACUUCAAGCACGUCUUACACUGUCACUGGUCUGACUGCUGGAGUGAACUACACAUUCACUGUUACUGCAGUUGCUGCAGACGGACAAACUGCAGGAGCUCCAACUCAAAUCUCAGCAUUCACAAAGCCAAAUGCUGUCACCAAUCUCACUGUCUCUAACAAAACUACAUCAUCUGUGUCUCUAACCUGGAAAGGGCCACUUGGGAAAAGGUCCUACAUUACAGUAAAUUGGACUGGUGGCAGUGUGAAUAUCAGCAGUAACACUUCAAGCACGUCUUACACUGUCACUGGUCUGACUGCUGGAGUGAACUACACAUUCACUGUUACUGCAGUUGCUGCAGAUGGACAAACUGCAGGAGCAUCAACUCAAACCUCAGCCUUCACAAAGCCAAAUGCUGUCACCAAUCUCACUGUCUCUAACAAAACUACAUCAUCUGUGUCUCUAACCUGGAAAGGGCCACUUGGGAAAAGGUCCUACUUUACAGUAAAUUGGACUGGUGGCAGUGUGAAUAUCAGCAGUAACACUUCAAACACGUCUUACACUGUCACUGGUCUGACUGCUGGAGUGAACUACACAUUCACUGUUACUGCAUUUGCUGCAGAUGGACAAACUGCAGGAGCAUCAACUCAAACCUCAGCCUUCACAAAGCCAAAUGCUGUCACCAAUCUCACUGUCUCUAACAAAACUACAUCAUCUGUGUCUCUAACCUGGAAAGGGCCACUUGGGAAAAGGUCCUACAUUACAGUAAAUUGGACUGGUGGCAGUGUGAAUAUCAGCAGUAACACUUCAAGCACGUCUUACACUGUCACUGGUCUGACUGCUGGAGUGAACUACACAUUCACUGUUACUGCAGUUGCUGCAGAUGGACAAACUGCAGGAGCAUCAACUCAAACCUCAGCCUUCACAAAGCCAAAUGCUGUCACCAAUCUCACUGUCUCUAACAAAACUACAUCAUCUGUGUCUCUAACCUGGAAAGGGCCACUUGGGAAAAGGUCCUACUUUACAGUAAAUUGGACUGGUGGCAGUGUGAAUAUCAGCAGUAACACUUCAAACACGUCUUACACUGUCACUGGUCUGACUGCUGGAGUGAACUACACAUUCACUGUUACUGCAUUUGCUGCAGAUGGACAAACUGCAGGAGCAUCAACUCAAACCUCAGCCUUCACAAAGCCAAAUGCUGUCACCAAUCUCACUGUCUCUAACAAAACUACAUCAUCUGUGUCUCUAACCUGGAAAGGGCCACUUGGGAAAAGGUCCUACUUUACAGUAAAUUGGACUGGUGGCAGUGUGAAUAUCAGCAGUAACACUUCAAACACGUCUUACACUGUCACUGGUCUGACUGCUGGAGUGAACUACACAUUCACUGUUACUGCAUUUGCUGCAGAUGGACAAACUGCAGGAGCAUCAACUCAAACCUCAGCCUUCACAAGGUCUCGUGGAACCUGGAGCCUAUCCCAGGGAGCAUGGGGCAGAAAGCGCAGAAGGCGAAGCAAGAGAUUGUGAAAGAUAUCCACUGUCUU